Messenger RNA from Penicillium cataractarum, 1323 nucleotides. Its product is annotated as GIY-YIG nuclease family protein. The record is from RefSeq and is a predicted model, not a curated record. Bases 1 to 1323 code for a protein of 440 amino acids. The transcript has a single exon. NCBI's taxonomy places the organism in Eukaryota, Fungi, Ascomycota, Eurotiomycetes, Eurotiales, Aspergillaceae.
AUGAAACCUACGGAGGGCUUUUGCGACUUGUCAGUGCUGUUGUUUGACAUCCACGAGUCAUCCCACCAGCAAGAAUGUGUCUUUCACCAAGUUGACGAGCAUGGCACCCAAAACUGCAUCAUCGAAAUUCGCGAGGAAGAUUGUAACUUGGCACGAUCACACUUCAACGACAUCCUCUUUAUUCGCAAUGUGUACUGCGAUGAACGUCAAAACACAUCCAAAGUGCUAGAUGUUUUCAAUCAUCUUGCAGGUCUUCUCCUUUGUGGCGAGCACGCCAGUUACCGUCGACCAUUGAGAUUACAAUGGGUCCGGGAAUUUAAAGAACGAAGGUCCGAGAUUUUGUCUGAAUUAGAAGAUUACUAUGGGAAGCCAGGCUCUUCAGAUGGAGCCGAGGACGACAAAAAAGAAGUAUUUGCUGAUCCAUCUCGGCCGUUCGCAACAAAAGAGCUCACCAGACUUUGUCUGAAAAUCGACGAGGAGGGAGUGGCUAAGAAAGUUACCAAAGUACUUGACCAACAAUUAGGGGCUCAAAGCCGAGAGACCGGGUGUGUCUAUAUCAUCUCCCCUCAAGAUACCGAAUUUCAAGGGGUACUGAAAAUUGGGUAUUCAAAAAAGCAUCCCCAGGCCGCUCGUUUCAUAAAUCAUGAGCGCUGCUUCGGGGAGUUUGAAAUUAUCAAAAUGAGACCUGUGACAUAUGCACGCCGAGUCGAGCAACUAUUAUUGUCGGAAUUCUCGCGCGUACGCUACAAGAAAUACUGCGAAAUUUGCAAGACAACGCAUCUCGAAUGGCUCAAAAUCGACUCGGAAACACUCGUGGAAAGUUUGAACAAAUGGUGCGACUUCUUUGAUAAAGUUAACACAUACAAGAAGGACGGUGAAUUUAUGACACUACCUGAAGAAGGCCUAGAACUACCCUCUCCUGUUUUACCAGAGCACCUCAGGCAAAAUCGCUGUGUGAGCUGGACUCCAUCAAAAGGGACUCCUCGAGGAAAGACUCCGUCGAAGGAUAGUGCUUCAAAGGGUAGUUCUAAAAAGAAGAAACCUUCAAAGGACUCUCCCAAGAAGGACACUCCAAUAGAAGGUGCUCCUACACAGACUGUGAUGGAAACCCCCACAAAGACUUUUCGGCCUCAAUCUUCAUCUUCCACUUCGCCUUCAUAUCCUCAAUUCAAAAUCCCAACGAUCACAACCACUGUUAUCCCAAGCUCCGACAAACUAGACUCGAUGCCUGAAGGAAAUGAUGUUGAUCGGGAGGAAUCUGAGGUUGGAGGGUUGACUUCGGCGAUUCGUCGCCUUAAUUUUAAACCGAAGUCAGCACCAUGA